Messenger RNA from Portunus trituberculatus (swimming crab), 2018 nucleotides. RefSeq names its product testis-expressed protein 10-like. NCBI's taxonomy places the organism in Eukaryota, Metazoa, Arthropoda, Malacostraca, Decapoda, Portunidae. Gene Ontology annotation, cellular component: MLL1 complex; nucleus. The transcript has 11 exons. The record is from RefSeq and is a predicted model, not a curated record. Bases 138 to 1925 code for a protein of 595 amino acids.
AAGGAAGAAGGGGAAGGUUGCAGCGGCGAGUGGCGACACGUGAGCCAGCAGAAGGUGUCAACAAAGCGUGAGUGGCCCGGUGCUGCCUUUCAAGUUCUCCCUGUGCCUGUGUCUGUGCCCUCGCCUGGCGCCUCACGAUGACGAAGAGUGCCAGGGCCAAGAAAGCCAAGAAGGCAGACUUCGCUAAGGUAAAACUGAAGGUUGGCAAGAGACUGAAGAAGGCGCAGAAUGAGACGAGGGCUGAAUUCAAGGCUCGUAAGAUCACCCUGAAGGAGCAGCUGACGAGAAAAAGUGAGGAGGAGUUACUCACAAGGAAGAAGCGUAACAUUAAGGAUCUCUUGACCUGUGUGGGCAACACCAACACUUAUGUGCGGCAAGAUGGCCUCAAUGGCUUGUUGGAGUUGGUGAAGAACAAUGAGAUGGAGGUGCUGCUGCCCAAGCUAUCCCAGAUUAUCAGUGGCGUGGCACCAUGUGUGUUUGACAUUGACGUACUCAUCCGAUCAGCCACCAUCAAGUUCAUUGAAACAUUACUACUGAAGGUUGGCAGUCAUGUUGAGCCAUACUUUAGUGUGCUGGCAACCCAUCUGUCAUGUGCCAUGGUACACCUCAAUACUGGGGUGCAGGCUGACUCUUUGCGCCUCAUAAACCUCUUUGUUAGACACACCCCGACACUCCUUGCUCGUCAUGCCAACACUCUCAUCAAUAACUUUAUCAAUCUCAUCUCCAGGAAGGCACUCAUCUCACAGACGGGUCCAAGCAAGAGGGAAAUGUGUGUGGAUUUCACUCGCAUGCUACACACUAACCCAAGCAAUAGACUCACCACACACAAAGGACAUGUGGAGCUCCUGCAGGAAUUGUCGGGAUUCCUGGAGGUCGUACUGAAGGAGCAAGGUCAAGUAGAGGAACAGGUGCCCCUAACAAUGUGGGAGCGAUUGAUGGCUGGCAGUUUGGCACCCACAGGUUGGGACAGCACAAGUCGAGACACCAUGCAAAACACUUGGCUCUUCUCAGACCCACAACAGCUGAAAAAGUUUGUCCAGGAUGUUGUUCCCUUACUGUUUCAAGUGUGGGCUGAGGUGGAUCCCAAGAACCAUGAGGGAAUGGAAGAGGAUAAUCUACUGAGUGAGGAGGGAGUGAAAGCUCUGGCUUCCAUCGUGAACAUCAUUGCUCAUCUGAUGAACAUCACCCAAUUGUGCACCAAGCAGCAGCCUAAAGAGUGUGAUUGGUUUGUUUGGCAACUUAACUCCCAGUACAUGUCCAAGAUAAUGUCCGGCUUUCCAUACUACCGUCAUACAAGUCGAAUGAAGAUCAAGAAAAAGAAAAACAAACCAACUGACAAGGCAGAGGAGAAUGUGGAUGAACACGGCAUCAGACAUUGUAUCCAACUCAAUGUAACGUUGGCAUCCCUGGCCACACAGCUCUCUCCCUCCAAUCACUUCCAAGAGAAGGCUAUUACUUUUAUGUCAAAGGUGCUGUUAGACAAGACUCAUGAUGGUGAGUACAACAUGGGUGCAGUGGUCAAAGUCUUACUGCACCUCCUGCCCCAAGCUGAUGAGCAGGAGGCAGAGUCACUGGUAAGCAGUGUAUUCACCUGCUACAAGCGUCUUCGUCCCCUUAGAAAGGACCGUACUCUCCUCCUUCAAGUGUUACUGGCUGCCACACACAUCACAAACCCCACCAUAUGGAAAUGCAGGAGUGUGGAGUCAUGGGUGAAGCAGAUGGUGGAGGAGCUAGCACAUGUAGAGGUGCAAGAGGGAGUCUUGGAGACAGCUAUCACUCUCAGGCUACAGAACAACACCUGUCUCAACCGCCUUCUUGCAGUACACAGGCAGCAGAUAAUGGAAAACCUGCAGCAGAGGGAGGUGCCAGGAAUGACUAAGAGUGCUGUUUCCAAAAGAUUGCAACUCUUAUUGAAAGAUACAUGAGACUGAAGUGUUUUUAACUAGUCUUGUGCCAUCUUGGAAUUGGAACAUAACUAAGUUAUUUUUUUAUAAUUAAUAAAAUCUUGUUUUAAUGAA